This is a messenger RNA of Felis catus (domestic cat), 975 nucleotides long. RefSeq names its product olfactory receptor 10J4-like (gene OR10J4). The coding region runs from base 40 to 975 and encodes 311 amino acids. Gene Ontology annotation, molecular function: olfactory receptor activity; G protein-coupled receptor activity. Gene Ontology annotation, cellular component: membrane. Gene Ontology annotation, biological process: G protein-coupled receptor signaling pathway. NCBI's taxonomy places the organism in Eukaryota, Metazoa, Chordata, Mammalia, Carnivora, Felidae. The record is from RefSeq and is a predicted model, not a curated record. The transcript has a single exon.
CCUCCCCACUUCAUCUCUUUCAGACCCAGAUUGUCCUCAAUGCCAAGACUCAACUUGACCGCCGUGACAGAGUUCACCUUUGAAGGUUUUUCUGUUUUGGGGUGGCAGCACAGACUCAUUCUCUUUGUGGUCUUUCUGGUCUUGUACCUGUUGACCCUCGCCAGCAAUGCCAUCAUCUUGACCGUUAUCCGCCUCAACCGUCAACUUCACACACCCAUGUACUUCUUCCUGAGCGUACUGUCCAUCUCUGAGACCUGUUAUACAGUGGCCAUCAUCCCCUGCAUGCUGUCCAGUCUCCUCAGUCCCCAACGAGCCAUCUCCAUCCCACACUGUGCCACUCAGCUCUUCUUCUAUCUCGCCUUCGGCAUCAACAACUGCUUCCUGCUCACGGCCAUGGGGUAUGACCGCUACGCGGCCAUCUGCAACCCCCUGCGGUAUUCCGUCGUCAUGGGCAAAAGGACUUGUCUACAAUUGGCGAGUGGCUCCUGGAGCAUUGGCCUGAGCACGGCCAUCAUUCAGGUGUCGUCUGUGUUCAGCCUGCCCUUCUGUGAUGCCAACGUCAUCUCCCACUUCUUCUGUGACAUCCGGCCCCUGAUGCAGCUGGCCUGUGCUGACACCACCAUCAAAGAACUUGUCACCUUGCUCAUCAGUCUGUGUGUCCUUGUUCUGCCCAUGGUGCUGAUCUUCAUCUCCUACGUCCUGAUUGUCUCCACCAUCCUCAAGAUCCCCUCUGCCCGGGGCCGGAAGAAGGCCUUUGCCACCUGCGCCUCCCACCUCACGGUGGUCGUCGUCCACUACGGCUGCGCCUCCGUCAUCUACCUAAAACCCAAGUCUCACAACUCCCUGAAGGACAGACUCAUCUCCGUGACCUACACGGUCAUCACACCCCUCCUCAACCCUGUUGUGUACAGCCUGAGGAACAAAGACAUCAAGGAUGCCUUGCUCAGAGCUUUGGGCAAAAAUCCUCUCUCUUAG